This is a messenger RNA of Mollisia scopiformis, 633 nucleotides long. RefSeq lists its product as uncharacterized. The record is from RefSeq and is a predicted model, not a curated record. Bases 1 to 633 code for a protein of 210 amino acids. NCBI's taxonomy places the organism in Eukaryota, Fungi, Ascomycota, Leotiomycetes, Helotiales, Mollisiaceae. The transcript has a single exon.
AUGCCCGGCACCAACGCGUAUGACCAGUCUCGAACUCGUGGACCGUUUUCGAAAUGGAGAAGGGUGGGACUCACGACGGGUGAGGCCGAAUCAAAGAGCAGGUCUGCUCGUAGGAGGGGAAAUUCGAGGGGCGACACGAGCAAUAGCGCCGGGGUGAGGAUCGUGGCAAGCGCCGGACCGAGGCACCCCUACGGCCGGCGCGCUGGGGGAGUUGGAGUUGGGAGAGAAAGGUCAGAGAGAGAGCAGUGGAGGUGGGAAACAGCGAUGGAUUUAUACUUGAGGUGGGGCUCACAAUCCCUCGUUUCGGCGCGUGUUGGUCUAUACGACGUGAGGUUGGCGGCUAUUGCGACGUGCAACAAACGUAAAGUUAACGCGCAUCUGCUCAUGCGACGUGCAACAAAACUGAGCCUCAAGCGUUCAACGAGUAAGCUGCACUCGUGGCUUGCGCUUGAGCGCUUCACUCGUGGCUUACGGGUGGCGUGUGUUAGUUUGUACGACGUGAGGUUGACAGCCAUUGCGACGUGCAACAAACGUGAAGUUAACGCGCAUCUGCGCAUGCGACGUGCAACAGAAUUGAGCCUCAAGCGUUCAACGAGUAAGCUGCACUCGUGGCUUACGGGUGGCGUGUGUUAG